AUGACAAUGAUAAACACGAUCCAGCAAGCCAGAUUUCAGAUAUUUAUGAAGAAACUUGCUGCUGUGGAUGAUACAUUGGAAGAGUUGGGAACCUCAAAGAUAUAUCAAAAAAUGCAUAUCUGGUCAAAAAGAGUGGUGAUUGCGUGGAUUGUUUACAUCCUCGCCUCGAAUUCUUACGAUACAUUAUGGUGGAUUAACAGAGAAAAAAUAGCUUUCUGGAUAUUUAUUUUUCCUUAUAUAGGAAAUUAUUGUAUUCACGCCAACGAAUUUGUCGAUAUAAUAUUUGUCACCUUUUUAUGGUAUAUAAACAACAGAUUUGACAAGGUAAACGAGCAUAUGCAAUAUCUGCUAAUGAAAGAACAGCAUGGAUUGAGGAAUAAAUGGAAGAAACUAAUAAUCAACGGUUAUCGAAAUACCUCACAUACUGAUAAGCAAGUGUUAUGGACCUUAAUGCAUCUUCAUUUAGAAUUAUGUCACAUUGCUCGCGAAUUGAAUAGAAUGUUCGGAAUGCAGAUGGCUUUGGAAAUGGCAUCCUAUCUAUUUUUCUUGACAUCACUGUGUCACUAUCUAUAUGCAAUGAUAACAGAAAAAGUACAGGAGGAAGCACAAGUGACUGCUUGCAAAAUAAUUUACCAACUUAUAAGUAUUUUCCGAUAUACUAAUAUUAGAAAAGAGAUAUAUCUAUUUGCUUUGCAAAUAAUGCAUCGUCCGUUGAGAUUUACUGGAAUGGGUCUUUUCUACUUUGGCAACAACUUUCUUCGAAAGUUCUGCAUGAAAAUUGUAACAUUUAUGAUCAUUAUACUGCAAAUGUCAGGAGACUGA
Molecule: messenger RNA, 822 nt
Organism: Cataglyphis hispanica
Lineage: Eukaryota; Metazoa; Arthropoda; Insecta; Hymenoptera; Formicidae
Exons: 7
Coding region: 1-822 (273 amino acids)
Biological process (GO): sensory perception of taste
Cellular component (GO): axon; neuronal cell body; dendrite
Source: RefSeq, a predicted model, not a curated record